Messenger RNA from Pseudocercospora fijiensis CIRAD86, 5934 nucleotides. RefSeq lists its product as uncharacterized. The transcript has 16 exons. The record is from RefSeq and is a predicted model, not a curated record. Bases 1 to 5934 code for a protein of 1977 amino acids. NCBI's taxonomy places the organism in Eukaryota, Fungi, Ascomycota, Dothideomycetes, Mycosphaerellales, Mycosphaerellaceae.
AUGUCUCUGUCGCUCCCAAAGCACCACCACGUCCACGUCCUCGGCAUGCGUAACAUCCAAAGCGCUCGAGACGGCGCAAGGCUGAACAUGCGCGACCGCACUGCUUCGACCAGCGACACGUACUUUCCUUCCCCUCGGCCAAACCGCUGGAUCAACAUAUUUGAAUACACCCCAGAGUGCUUGCAUACUCCUUGGGCCGAGGCUGUGCCUUGCGCUUCCGCUUUCUCUAUCAUCACCCUCAUCAAGCAUAGGAUGAAAGCUACAGCGACUGGAAGAGGUCACUGUCGCUCGCCCCGAUGUAUCGUUUGGAUGUUUGCAAAGGUCUGUGGCCCUCUGCCUGCCUCUCUUGUUUACCUUUUCUUCAUGUCUCUGUCCGCCAGCUAUGCACCCCUUACUUCCUCAGCUCCCGCAAUGCCCUGCAGAUUUCAUCAACACAUCAUUGGGCCACACUUGAUCAGAUCCAAUAAGAAAUCAGAUUCAAGAGAGCUCAUGCACGACAUCGAGCGUCAGACGAACGACCAAGCUAUCACUCCCACGCCCUUGGUGCGCCUGGCUUCUGUUGACAGAUCGAGGAGUCUGCAUUCCACCCCUCACGUCCACCAUAGCGGAAACCUGAGGCUCGUAUAUGAGAAUGGGGGAAUGCCCGUGGUGCGUCGGCUCACGUUCAAUUUGCUCGACCUGUCACCGAUGACCAACUACCCUGAGGACUGGAGUCCAGUACCACAAAAGAUAUCGACGAGGCCAGCGAACUACGAGCCGAGGGAUGCACGAGCGAGUUUGCCAAAGAAUAGCGAUCGGGCACUGCGGCCAAAACCACUCAAUUUGCCUUCGAAGCAACCACAAGAUUCGAGCGUGCUGAAGUCAGUACAGUCGUUGCGGCAGGAGAGUACUGAGUCAUCGGAAAGCCUUCGAGAUCCUGAGAUCGUGGACGUUGGAUCAACAACGCAAUGGACUCGACGAGACCAUCAUCCGCGACGUAGCAAGCGUGUAACGUCGCGCAGUACGGCGUCCCAAUACAGCGCACGCCAGUCGGAGAUCUCAUUGGGAAUCUUGGAUUAUUACAUGCGCGAUCGAACACCCUCCCUUCACAGCCCGGAAUUGCCACCACCCACACCAAGACUCGAUCCAGCUAUAGCUGAGCUGGACUUUGGAGAACUACCGCCCACUCCAACACCAAGCGCAGCGCCUACACCCGCGCUCCCAAGCAGACACACAGGACCCUACCAAGAGGCCAAAGGGCAGCCAUUGAUUCCCCUUUCGCCACCAUCAGCAGUCCGACCAUCAGCUACUCUCACCCGUGGGUACAGUCUUUUUCCAGUGAUCAAGGAGGUGACACCGCCACCUCGACACCCAGAAAUUACCCACAUUCCGCCUAUCACCUUGCGCGACAUCACGCCAACAAGCGUCAAGAGUACGCCCUCAAUUCCCUCACAUCCGAGCUCAGAUCCAAUCCACAGACCAAGAAAAGAGUCCAUCUCCAGCUCCGUCCGCACUCGUAACGACAGCAUAAAUUCCUGCCGCGCAAAGCAGAGGUAUCCGAUCCCAUUGCGUAUCCUCAGCUCAGACAGCACGACUACCACACCUCCCGCCAAUCACCGUCGGCUAAUCUCGACAUCUACGGCAACGACCUCGCCACCAGCUGAGCCACAAAGCAGAUGGUCAGAUGAUACUAUCGCGUCGCCUUCUUUGGCGCCCACACCUGGACCACGCACAAGCUUUGGAUCCCUACUCAGACGCGAUAGCCAGCAGUAUCCGGCUUGCUUCUUCGAGGAUGACGAUGAUGAGGAAGCACCAUUGCGGAGGAAAUGGGCUUGGAAGACGAGUGUCAACUCGGUGUCGACUGGACGCGAUUCAAAGAUGUCGACGAGGAAAUUAGUGAAGGGAAAGUACGAUGAGGUCGAAUCGCCAAGACCGUGCUUUUGGCAGUUGAUACUUUAUUCUUAUGUCUACGAUUGCUGUGAAAAGCUUGACGGCCGCGUGGCUACACAGAUCGCCGAAAGUUUGAAAUCCAGCAUUUCCUGCCUCUACUCAUAUCGAAGAUCAUUCAUCAGGCUAUGCGGAUCCAGCGCUUUCUUGGUCUGGCUCGUGACAUGUACAGUUUCCUGCCAUGGUCAUGCCUUGUUCGCCCGUGCUUGUGCCUUCCUGCUCGAUUGCCAUACCUUAGCUGUGACUGUCUUCACCGUCGUAAAGAAUCGUUUCUGCGCGCAGACCUGCAUGCAGAACGUUGUUAGCCAGCGCUGCAGUCAGAUUGAUGAUCCAAUCACGCAUGGUGCCGUAUCAAUCCUUCUCCCAGCUCCACUUCCUAUGUCCACAAUCAUGACCCGACGCGAUGUACGUUGGAGCGCGAUGACUCCGCCGAGAUGGAGAGGGGAGGCGACAGCCGCCGACAACACCGCGAAAAGCGACGACGAUGAGGAUGACAUGGUCCAAAGCCGACACCGACACACUCCAGCAGCAAAAAAAUGUCCAAUCCGACGAGUGACGACUUCGCCAUAUCCAACGCAGCUGCGUACGCUCCGAGAUCUGGUCCUGCAGUGCAGCGACGCCGACAUCUCGCAAUGGGCAGCCGCCAAGCCAUGCGAUAUCCCGACUCUGGCAUCGUGUCUUCUUGAAGGCCUUCAGCAAUGGCCCUACGUCCUCGAGAUCAUCGCCAAAUUUGCAUGCAACAUCACAUGCCGAGACGCCUUUCUCCAUCACGAACCGACUCUGCUGCAUAGCGUGGUAGCGCAGAGCGUCAAGAGCGGCGACUUGCGCUCCAAAUAUGCCAGAGCCAGUGUUGCCCUGCUCUCCACACCUCUUCCCGAUACCAUCGCGCUUCCUGCAGACGCCCAGACGCUGUUCAUCAAUUUCGUCGAGAAUGCAGCACGAUCGCCCUCUGCCGCAACCAUUGAGCCGGUCUAUCUCAUCCUGCAUGGCACCGGCAACCUGUUGCUCGGAGUCUUGAGCAGCCAUGUGCUUGCCAAGUUCGAAGAGCACCUCCUGGAUAUUCUACGCAAUGUCAGCGGCACCUCCGCCCUCAGCCUUUACUGCCUUUCCAUCAUGAACACAGUCUGCUGCUCCAUGGAUCCCGAAUUUCGCUUGACCAACAGCUCUUACAACACCCAAGACUUUCUGGCGAGCACUCCGGCUUCAUCAAGGUGGAAGUCCGAGGCCAUGCAGCAGUUCUUCACCGGCAGCAAAGCUCAGAAGAGCACGCAACUCGUAGUUCUACUUGUGCUCUGGGCCACCAAGACGGAGACGAUUGACUCAUGGGCUGAAAAGACCAAGGCACUGGUGUUGUCACUUGAAGUCCUCUCGGCAAUUCCCGUCGACUUGAGGAAAAUAUGGUGCACUGGCAACCCGAUGCUUGUCAGAAAGCUGCAGGAGCGACUUUGCUCCGAAGAGCUGGCAAGCGCACACAAAACGUUGGCGCUGCGCUUCAUUGGUAUGCUUUGCGAGUUGGACUCGCUUCCACAUCCCGUCGUAGAAUCUCUCGAGACGACUUUUCUGGAGGCUGCCAGCAUGCAGGCAGUUCACACCCUGUGCCCACACCUCGACCAUAGCGAGCUGUUAUCGAGCAUACUCAUACGCGCACCUAUCAGCAUGCUUUUGGAGAGCGCUGUCGAUGUUGCCACGCGAGCAGAGUCUGUAGAGCUAAAUGUCAGUCUGGAUGCCGUGACGACCACAAUCGCCCAAGCACAGAUUGUCAUCGGCAGUCAAAAAAUAGCGGUCCAUCAGAUUCGACAGCUUUUGAAUAACGAAGAGUUCCUUGCACGUUUGGAGAGGCUUUCGAGUCUCUUAUCACGACCAUCGACGACUCAGGAGUCAACUUCGCCUGCGGGCUGGUGUGAGAAGGCAUUAUCAAGAUCAAGGUGUAAGCUGGCGCAUCAGAUUAGCAAUCUAUUUCUCUGGGCAUGUCAAACUGCUUCUGUUGGAGCACAAGCAAUGACUGUCUUGCUGGACUUGCAUGCUUCAUCCGCUCGAGGCGAUCUACCCUGUUCUCACGAACGGCCUUCUUGGCGCGAUGAGCUCACAUUUGGUGAAGACAACGGUGACCAGAAUGAACACGACGAUCUCGACUGGCGAGAAGCUUUGCAUACGCAUUUCAGAGCGAGAGCUCAAGUUGAGCAAGAUGCAGUAACGAGGCUUUUCACAAAAGCCUGUGCAAAUCUGGAGGCCCGGUGCGAGGACGUGGAGAGACCUCUGCGUGAGGAGCAGCGUAGAUGCAAGGCUGCUGAGGAUCGAAAUGCCAAACUCGUCCAAGCUUUCGCCGAAUUGGAAACGCGAUACAUGGACCUUACAUCACAGAACAGGACUUUAGAAGAAGAUCGCAAGCAGCAUUUCAAGGAAUUGGAAGCGUGCCAAGAAAGCCUUGAUGCGGCUGAGCGAAGAGGCGAUGAGACUUUUCAGCGAGUCUCACAUCUAGAGAAACAGCUUCGCGAAGCAAACGAGGCUGGUAAGCGUCAAAUUGCCGAAAUGAAUGAGGCCAAGCAGAUUGUGGAGGUCAAUGGAGCUGCACGGCUCGCGCAGAAGCAAGAGCAGCUUGAGGAUGCACAGGACGAAGUGGCAGCUUUGAAGACGCGAUACGACAACGAAGCAGUGCGUGCUUCGAAUGCGGAGCAGAACUUGGCAGCAGUCCAGGUAGAGCUCGAUAAGACCAAGCGGGAGCUGGCGACUUCAACUUCUGCCGCACAAAGGCUACAUCUGGAUAUGGAGCGCCUCCAGCUCGAGACUCAGCAGUUGAAUGCAAGCAACACUGCUCUGGAGGAGCAACUGGCCAAGACAAGUGAGAGUGACGCGACCAAGAUGCAAGAGAUGGCUGAGCUUCGAGACGAACUGCAGACGUGCCAAGCUGAGCGUGGUCGCCUUCAGUCGGAGGCGGUUCGUCAGAUGGAGGAAAUGCAGCACGAGCUCGAGCAGAAGCGUCGGGAGGCAGACCGUCUAGCGAGUCAGUACUCAGAAGACACUGAACGACUUCAUGGGCAGGUAUCUGGCCUACAGCAAGACUUGUUGCAAACCAGAGACUCACUCAGUGCCGAGAUCGAAAGUCGCAAUGCCAAGGUCGCGGAUUACAAGAAACGGCUUGAACGAUAUCAAAAGAAGUGCGAACAGAAAGAUCAGCAGAUUGCCGAAGCAGAAUCGAUGCGCGUAAAUCUGAUGGCCGCCAUGGGUAUUCGCGGUACGCAGAAUCGCGCAAGUCUGCCACACCGUUCACGAGAGUCCGUGGCACCGGCCUUGGUUGACACUCAAUCGGACGCGUCCCCGCCUACACCGACAUCUUCGAGCAACAUGGACGUCGAUGCGUCGAGCGUUGACCAGUCUUUUGCUUCAAAUGCUUCCAACGAGCCUAAGAACGGAUCUACGCCUAAGAGGCCACGACCCCGAAAGUCUUUGUCGUUUGCAGCUCCUUUGACCACGAAGCCACGUGCGAGCAACGGUUUAAGAACGUCCCGCACAAGCAUCGCAACGAGACAGAGCAUGGGGCGUCAGGCUCUGCAGGGAAUCAGUGGCAACCGACCGUCACUCACGUCGAAGACUCCUGUCAAAGAAGUGCAAAAGGAGGUUGGCGCCGAAGAGGAGGCAUCCACAUUCGAAGGCAGCGAGCUCUUCAUUGGCACACAAGAGCAGCAUCUGCAAAUUGAGAUAGUUGAAUGGUGGUACGGAGGACUGGUAGAAGACUCCAAAACGAGUGAAGUUCUGACGGGCACUCGGCUGGCUUGGCGGGUGGCAGCUCUCGCGGCAAAUGUGUCUCACGAAUCACGUGUGGUACAAAUAUUUCGGCACCGAGGCGUCGUGAAAGCAGGAACUGCAGGUGAAGCCGCCCGCCCGCCCGCCCGCCCGCUACCAGCAGCCUUGUUGUCGCAGUGUUUGUUCAUAUUGAAUGGCAGUAGUGGCAGUGUUUGCUCGACCGCUCAAUUAUAUGACAGACACACUACAGAGCAGAGCAGAAUAUAG